AUGUCAGCCGCCGUGGCGUGUCUGGACUACUUCGCCGCCGAGUGCCUGGUGUCCAUGUCCGCGGGCGCCGUGGUCCACCGCCGCCCGCAGGACCCCGAGGGCGCGGGCGGAGCCGCAGGCUCGGAGGUGGGUGCGGCGGCGCCGCCGGAGUCCGCUCUGCCGGGUCCGGGGCCACCGGGGCCCGCGUCGGUCCCCCUGCUCUCCCAGGUCCCCGCCCCCAGCCCUGGCGCGGGCGGCGCCGCGCCCCACCUGCUGGCUGCAAGCGUCUUGGCUGACUUGCGCGGCGGCUCCGGGGAGGGCUUCGCGGAGAACUCGGGAGAAGCUCCGCGCGCCUCGUCCGGCUCCUCCGGCCCCAGCCCGUGCUCCGCGCCCACCCUGCGCCCAGAGCCGGCCCCGGCCUCCAGCGCGGCCGAAGUCUCCUGGCCCGCGCACUCGUCCCGCGCGCUCGAGGUCCCGGGCGCGCCCGCCGCCUCCGGAGCGCCUGCGGCCCCCGGCGGGGUGUCCGGCGUGGCCCCUGGCGUGGGCCCCGCCCCCGCAACGGCUCCAGGUGCCCGUCGGAGGCCAGUCACACCUGCUGCCAAGCGCCAUCGAUGCCCCUUCCCGGGCUGCAACAAGGCCUAUUACAAGUCGUCGCAUCUGAAGUCCCACCAGCGCACCCACACGGGCGAGCGCCCUUUCUCCUGCGACUGGCUCGACUGCGACAAGAAGUUCACGCGCUCCGACGAGCUGGCACGUCACUACAGGACGCACACGGGCGAAAAGCGCUUCUCCUGCCCCCUGUGCCCCAAGCAGUUCUCCCGGAGCGACCACUUGACCAAGCACGCCCGUCGCCACCCAGCCUAUCAUCCCGACAUGAUCGAGUACCGGGGGCGUCGUCGCACGCCCCGCGUCCACGUCCACGCGCAACCCGCCAGCCUGGUGGACAGCUCCGGCUCCGUCCCCGGCCAGGCGCCCAGCCUUACCGCCAGCCCGUCUGACAGUCACUGCUGCUAGUCGUCCACCCGAGGACGAUCCCCCCAGGCCGUUUUCCCUGCCUUCUCUGCCCGUCCCUCUUUCCCGGUGUCGCUAGAACAAGGCACAGACUGGUUCCUGCGCUCUGAGGGUGCGUCCAGGCAGGACUGUUGGAUUCUGGGGAGGGACUGGGGACCCGAAAACAGCAGGAAUUCUUUCAAAAACGAAUGUCAUCCUAAAAGGGGGAGGGUUGCCUCAGGACAGCCCCCAGGAACUGGUGAGAAGGGAUGAACCCCGGUGCUCCCCGGAGUCCCGAAGAUGAUCCCUUCCCUGGACGAAGAGAUGUGAAACUGGAAUGCUCAGGUGCCUGAGGAGCCCCCAGUCUCAAAGGACGCUGGUGUCUUACCCACCCACCUGGGUGGACCUCGAAGAGGGUAUCAGGGGAGGCAGUCUUGGAAAUGACCAGGACUGGAUUGGUGAGAGG
Artibeus jamaicensis (Jamaican fruit-eating bat) is the source of this 1435-nucleotide messenger RNA. RefSeq names its product KLF transcription factor 14 (gene KLF14). Gene Ontology annotation, biological process: regulation of transcription by RNA polymerase II. The coding region runs from base 1 to 993 and encodes 330 amino acids. NCBI's taxonomy places the organism in Eukaryota, Metazoa, Chordata, Mammalia, Chiroptera, Phyllostomidae. Gene Ontology annotation, molecular function: RNA polymerase II cis-regulatory region sequence-specific DNA binding; DNA-binding transcription factor activity, RNA polymerase II-specific. The transcript has a single exon. The record is from RefSeq and is a predicted model, not a curated record.